UAGGUAGAUGUCAGUUAAAGCUGAUGGAGGUGCGGAUUGGCUUGUUUCUGCCCGCGGGGCUGCAGGCUCCUCCUCCCUUCCUGAGUCCUGAGCUUGUUGCAGUGUGCGCUCUCAGGUUACGCAUGUGAAGUUGUGGACUGGAGGAUAUCGAAGACACGCAGCCACUUAGAGUAGGAGGAAAGUAGAUGCUCUAUUCUGACGUUUCACUCUGUAAAUCUGGGAAAUACAACCAAGCAGCGGUUGGGAAACAGCAAGAAAACGAGUUUGUGACAUUUAACUGGGAGACCAAGCAUACCCAACAGUAUGCGGUGCAGUUAUGGCAGGCAAUGGUAAGACAGUCGUGAGGACGCUGGAGGAUUUAACGCUUGAUUCUGGUUAUGGUGGAGCCGCGGACUCGGUCAGGUCGUCCAGCGUGUCGUUGUGCUGCUCCGACACGCAUCAGUCCAUCGUGCAUGGGGAUAACUGCUGGCAUCUGACAGAGUCCAUGCACAGCAGACAGAACAGUUUGGAGACAGUCAACACCGUCCUGGCGGAGGACACAGACAUACUGGAGUGCUCGGGUCAGUGCGCCAAGCUGCCCGAGCUGGAGGACGUGCCAUGGAGCCUUGGCGAGGUGGAGGGCGCACUGAGGAAAGACGAGGAGCUGAUGGUGGGCGACCCUCCACCCGAGGUGCUGGCACGGCUCUCCGCUCUCAUCAGCCGCGCUCUGGUGAGGGUGGCCCGGGAGGCGCAGCGGCUCAGCCUGCGCUACGCCAAGUGCACCAAACACGAGAUCCAGAGCGCAAUCAAGGUGGUGCUCUCAUGGACCAUCUCAGUGAAUUGCAUCACGGCGGCCCUCAGCGCACUGUCCCUCUACAACAUGAGCACCGGGGACAAGUUCAGCCGCGGGAAAUCGGCGCGCUGCGGGAUGGUGUUCUCGGUGGGAAAGUUCUUCAGGUGGAUGGUGGAUAGCCGGGUGGCGCUCAGAAUCCACGAACACGCUGCCAUAUACCUCACCGCCUGCAUGGAGAGUCUGUUCAGAGAGGUGUUCAGCCGCGUGCUGCGCAGCGCGCUCGUGGAGAGGGACAACGGCGUGCCCAAGUUUACGCUGGAGUCUCUGGAGCAAGCCAUCAACAACGAUUCUGAGAUCUGGGGGCUGCUGCAGCCAUAUCAGCACCUCAUCUGUGGGAAGAACUCAAGUGGUGUGCUGACCCUGCCCGAGAGUUUGAACCUGCACCGCGACCAGCAGCGCUCAGGGCGGGGGGGUGAAGGUCAGGGUUACUCACAGGCCGAGCUGCGCACACUGGAACAGUCGCUGCUCGCAACCCGGGUGGGCAGCAUCGCAGAGCUGAGUGAUCUGGUAUCCCGGGCUAUGCACCACCUGCAGCCCCUGCACAUCAAGAACUCCAGCAACGGGACUCCAGUCCACCAGAAGACCCCCAACACCACGGUGCACUGGGAGCCCGAGGCCCUCUACACCCUGUGUUACUUCAUGCACUGCCCGCAGAUGGAAUGGGAGAACCCCAACGUUGAGCCCUCCAAAGUCACCUUACAGACCGAGAGGCCGUUCCUGGUGCUGCCUCCACUGAUGGAAUGGAUCAGGGUGGCGGUCGCACACACAGAGCAUCGAAGAAGCUUCUCUGUGGACAGUGACGAUGUGAGGCAGGCCGCCAGGCUGCUGCUCCCCGGAGUGGACUGCGAACCGCGACAAAUAAAAGCGGAGGAUUGUUUCUGUGCUACCAGGAAGCUGGACGCCGCCUCCACAGAGGCCAAGUUCCUGCAGGACCUGGGCUUCAGGAUGCUCAACUGCGGACGGACGGACCUGGUGAAGCAGGCCGUGAACCUGCUGGGUCCUGAUGGCAUCAACAGCAUGAGCGAACAGGGGAUGACCCCCCUUAUGUACGCCUGCGUCCGCGGUGACGAGGCCAUGGUUCAGAUGCUGCUCGACGCCGGCGCCGACAUCAACAGUGAGGUGCCAAGCACAGUAAACAAGCACCCCUCAGUUUAUCCUGAAACGCGCCAGGGGACGCCUCUCACUUUCGCCGUGUUACACGGACACGUGCCUGUUGUGCAGUUGCUGCUUGAUAACAGAGCGAAUGUGGAGGGCGCCCUGCAGGAUGGGGCAGAGAACUACACAGAGACCCCGCUUCAGCUGGCUUCUGCUGCAGGUAACUUUGAGCUGGUGAGUCUGCUUUUGGAGAGAGGGGCCGACCCGAUGAUCGGGACCAUGUGUCGAAACGGCAUCUCGUCCCUCCCGCUGGGCGACAUGAACUCAUUCAGCCUGGCAGCAGCACAUGGCCACAGGAAUGUAUUUCGAAAGCUCCUGUCCCAGUCAGAGCAGGAAAAGGGCGACGUGCUGUCCCUGGAGGAGAUCCUGGCCGAGAGUACAGACCACGGGGAGAAGAGGUUGGCGCCGCAGGCCAACGGAGGAGGGACGUUGCGAACAGGAAAGGCCAGACUGAGGGCCCUGAGAGAGGCCAUGUACCAUAGCGCAGAGCACGGCCAUGUGGACAUCACCAUAGACAUCCGCAGCUUAGGUGUUCCCUGGACGCUGCACACCUGGCUCGAGUCCCUGCGUACCUGCUUCAUGCAGCACCGCCGACCGCUGAUUCAGGGCCUGCUCAAAGACUUCAGCUGCAUCCAGGAGGACGAGUACACCGAGGAGCUGAUUACGCUCGGCCUGCCGCUCAUGUUCCAGAUCCUCCGGUCCAGCAAGAACGAGGUAAUAAGCCAGCAUCUGUCAGUGAUUUUCACCCAGUGCUACGGACCCUUCCCCAUCCCCAAGCUGACAGAGAUCAAGAAGAAGCAAACCUCGCGCUUAGACCCCCACUUCCUCAACAACAAGGACAUGUCUGAUGUAACUUUCCUGGUGGAGGGGAAACCAUUUUAUGCACAUAAAGUGUUGCUGUUUACAGCUUCAGCCAGGUUCAAGUCGCUGCUUCAAAACCGACCAGCAGCAGAGAACACCUGCAUCGAGAUCAGCCACGUCAAGUACAAUAUUUUCCAUCUGGUCAUGCAGUAUCUGUACUGUGGAGGCACUGAGUCUUUGCACAUACGCAACACUGAAGUGAUGGAGCUCCUCUCUGCUGCCAAAUUCUUCCAACUUGAGGCCCUACAGAGACACUGUGAGAUCAUCUGCUCCAAGAACAUCACCACGGAAACCUGCGUGGACCUCUACAAGCACGCCAAGAAUAGUAAAAACCCCUCAUCUCUUACACCACAGUUCCUUGGUGCCACGGAGCUGACAGCUUUCAUCGAGGGCUACUUCUUGAAGAACAUGGUUCUGCUGAUUGAGCUGGACGGAUUCAAGCAGCUGCUGUAUGAGCCCCCCCCACCAGAGAGCCCCGCCUCAAGCCCCGGCAUCUGCUCCGACAUCCUCCUGGACCUGGAGAAGACUCUGGCCACCCGCAUCCACUCCAUCCACCUCUCCACCUCCAAGGGCUCCGUGGUGUAAAGCCCUCCGAUCCAGGCACAGCGUCCAUGUAACACCGCCUCCAGCAUCCAGCCACACCUGUCCCGCCCCCACUUCUCAGGGGCGGGGGGGGGGGGGGGCUGUUGGAGGUUUUUAUGUCAGUCAGGGAUUCCCUUUAAUUCUGCCUGUUGCAGCCCCCCCCCCCCUCUUUAGGGAUAAAAAUGGCAUACGUGACAAAAUCAGAGAGAGGACUUUCUCUUCUUGUCAGAAGAAUACUGUCAAAGACAACUCAGCAGUCUCACUUAGACCUAAUUGUGAUUAUGAAAUUCAUAUAGGAUACAUGCAUGAAUUCAUUCUGUACACCUUUUUUCUCUUAAAAAGGUUCUAGUAGUAGAAUUUUCACUCAAUAAAAGCAGCUUUCUCAUCAUCUCUGAUAUGAGACUUUAGGUUUACAAACAUCAUCUUAUGGAAGCGGAUGCCAUCGCAGUAUAGUUUGACACAUGCCAAAAUAUAAUCCUACUAUACAACCAAUAAAAGUGACUCGUAGCAAUGCCAGCAGACGGACUUUAGGUGGACUUAUUUACAUUUCUGUCACUUCUAUGUUGGAUACGUUUCACUGUGUUAUAUCUACUGUGUGCAGAGGCCAAACUGAUCACAGGAACUUCCACCGCAUCCUUCACUGCAGGGCGGAAGUUUCACCGCUCAGUGAAAUCUAUGCUGACGUAUGCUUGAAACACGGAUGUCCAACUGGGAAAUUAACUUGUGUUAACUCCACGAACACUGUUCUUUGCAUGACACCUCCUCAACUGAGCUGCCCUGAUAUUGCUUUUUAUGCAGAGCUUUCUUCACGGACUACUUUCGCAGAGGGGGGAGAAGGGGAAAACGCUGCUUAUUAACUUUCUACCCUCUGCAAAACUGACUGAGCUGAGAUGGAUUUGGAUUGGCAGGGACUUUAUUUAAAGCAAAGUGUAAAUACGUCCUUAAAGUCAUCGUGCUGGUCGUUCUUUUUGUAAACUGAUGUACAGUAUACUCCCCCUCUCGUUUGGCUGAUGACACCGGUCUCACUGAAUGUUCUCCUGAACAGUUUGUAUGUGUCUGUUGAUGCAAACGUUGCAUGUCUAAUCUGUUUGUUUGAAUCCUCCGUUUCGCUUUAGGUGUGCUUUCCGUGUAGAUGGGUAGGCUGAGCAGCGUGUGGAUUGUUCCGGAAAAAGACCAGUCAAAAGACCAUCCAUUACUUUGCUUUUUCUGACGCAUUUCCUCAGAUCAGGGUAGGUCACAAAGAUGCAUUUAAAAGUCACUUUUUGGUUUUAGGCUUCACCAGCUGAAUUUCUCAAUCACAUCGAGGAUAGGUUAAAUUCCAACACACUGUAGGCACUGAAUUUAUUAGAGACACAGUUAUUUUGACUCAUACGUGUAGUGCAUCCCUUCCAUUUGCUUUAACCAAACUUUCAAAUUGUAUGUAAAUAUGUAUGGAAACGCCCUAAAUUUCUAAGGUUCCAAGGUUUCUACUGUUACAGUAGUUAGAAAAACGUUGCGCCUCUCGCCAUGCCAAACAGACAAAAUACGAACAUGAUUUUUCCGAAACCAAAUUGAUUUAGUUAAAAUUGUAGGCCUAAACAUAAACAAACAGGAUUGUUACAUUACCAAGCAGUCUCCAAUGUGUCUAUGUUCAGUAACAUAGCUUUUUUUUUUUUAAACAAGCCUUUUUUAAUUAAAUACAAAAUGAAGAAAAACAAUUCUCUGACCGGCAGCUCCUCACACCUUGCAGCUUUGACCCUUAUUAGUCAUCAAAUGUACAAUGUAUAACAACACAUCUUUAUAUUCAACCAAAAAUACAGGUCCAAAUGUCAAACACCUGAGACUAUUGCCAUGUCAACUAUUAAUACAAAUAAAAUACUUAAAAGAAGACAAACAAUAAAUAUUCAAAUAGAGAGGCAGAUCUGACAACAGCCAGUCCAAGUUUCAUAACCAGGUUUCAUUUGUAUUCAACCUGUUUUAACAAAUAAUGGUUGUCACAUUCAGAUGUUUAUAUAAAUUAUUAAUGGGACAAUGGUUCCAGGCGUUUUGUUAUCUGUCUCAGGUGUGACAGUUGCUUCCUUUAUAUUUAGCAGUUAGAGCCAGCGGCUUCAGAAUAAAGAUGUGUUAAUAAUGUGAAUCCUGGGAAACAUCUGCUACUGAAAUAUUGUGUCUUUGAUAAACUCAGUGCAGGAAUUCAAACUUUUUUUCCACAUAAUAGCAUUUUUCUACACACCUAUCAACUUAUGUGGAUUAUAUAAUGCUAAUCACAUCUGAGGGACCAAAAUGUUAAACUGGCCACAUUUCUUUUCAGCAGCAGCCUUUACCAUGAGCCCAAUCACCAUCUGUAUUUAGGAGGAAUCCUUGAACCUACUGUAUUUUAUUGAAUGUAACAAUGCAACAGAGGUUUAAUAUUUACAAAAUGUGCAAUAUCUUCAGUCCAGCAGCAUACCAAAAAAAUGAAACAUCCUUUUGUUUCCAGUGUCUCCUGUACCCUCAUAAUUUGUGAUUUUGUUUCUACAGGAAUACCACUCUACCUUUAGACAAAUCUUAAAAUAUUGUAGCACACUCAAAAUGAAUAAAUUAUAUGUAUGUUAGGCCAAACAAGAUUUUAACAGAAACAUAUAGGCAUAUAACAGUUAGAUUUAAGCUCUGUAAAUAGUUACAGAAGGUGAAAUAUAGAUAUUAUCCUACGGCUUUAUUUUCUUACCUGCAUACAUAGCACUAUAUUUUAUUUUACAUUCCACAGCUAUUUUGUUUUACAAAAGUUAUAAAAAAUUAUAUAAAAAGAUGCUUUAAAGCUUUGAAAUUAAGCAAUAUUUACAUGAAACUGUAUUACAGUGAAUUAUAUGCCACAGGAUAUUGAGCUACAGUAUAAAUGUGAAUUGAACAACACAUCACAAAGACAAAUGAGUGACUGAAAAACCCCUGAAUAUAAUAGUUGUGUUUAUAUUUUUGUGACAUCCCACUGAUUUUAUUUUCAAAUGUAUUUCCCUCAUUUAAAAAGAAAUUGUCUAACUUGUAGGGUGCCAGUUUGUUGAUUUAACACUGGGAAGCUGAAAUAAUCAGCAUUUACCUUUAUACUGAAUCAUCACACGUUCCCGCCUUUUAACUGAACCAUGCUAUUUAAAAGGUAAAUGUAACUUAAAGAUGCAAACCAUUUUGUCUUCACUGAGAUAAAAAGGUUCAUAAUGAUGUCAAGCACUUUUUGUGCAAGUGUUACUCACACACGUUCAGAAGCAUUAUAACAGUGAGCUUAGACUUGUUGUGAUAAACCGCAGCUGAAUAUGGCUUUAGAGUAAGAGAGCAAGCCAGAAUCUUUGUUUUAUUUAGUCUUAAUGUGAUGCUAUUAAAAAGGCUAACGUUAGCUUGCCCCUGUGCUGCCAUUUGAUUAGAAACUGGGUCAAAGCCGUAGAGUAAAUGUGGGUUUGCAUGGCUGUUCUUGUUUAAUGUUGUUGAGAAUGUGCUUUGUACACCAGCUUUGUCAAACAACACUCUCCUCUUAGUUUGUCUGAGCAUUUAUUUGCCUGCGUAUUUGUUCCUGGUAAUAAACAACACUUCUCCUAGACGCAGUGGAAACAUGCAUGGGAUAUUCACCAGAUUUCAAAUCAAUGAGGGGAACGGGGGGUCAACUUUUUUGCUAUUAUUUUUUCCUUUGAUGAGAACAUGUAUAUUGUACAAAAUAUAUAUAUGAAAUAUAAAUUAUACAUGGUGUGAGAAGCAGGGAUGUGGUAGAGUAUAACAACACAGAGGAAUGUUACACUCAUGCUGCAGUUUCUGUUGUUCCAUGACAUGCUUUUGUGGACAGCUAAUAAAUGACCAGAGUUUAAA
Eleginops maclovinus (Patagonian blennie) is the source of this 7237-nucleotide messenger RNA. RefSeq names its product ankyrin repeat and BTB/POZ domain-containing protein 3-A. The transcript has 17 exons. The record is from RefSeq and is a predicted model, not a curated record. Gene Ontology annotation, biological process: SMAD protein signal transduction. Bases 317 to 3433 code for a protein of 1038 amino acids. Lineage: Eukaryota; Metazoa; Chordata; Actinopteri; Perciformes; Eleginopidae. Gene Ontology annotation, molecular function: protein heterodimerization activity.